GAAGACAGUCUGACAGGGCAGAUCCUGUGAAAGACGGAGGCAGAUCACUUUCCUACCUGAGAACAACUUCCAUCGAACAAGCCUCAGUCGGAUUACACAACCUGGAUUUCUCUUUCAAUUUGUGAUUCAUCAUGAAGCUCAUCCUGUUCACUGUCACUGUGCUGCUCCUGGUGGUGGCAGAAGUUACUGCAGACAGAAUCCUGUCCAGGAGGACCAAGAGGGAGCUUGCGAGUCCCCUCCAUGUUGGUGGCGUCAGGGAUCCAUUCGGCUCCUACUGCGAGAGGAGAGGAGGCUGCUGCCCGGGCAGAGACGACCAGUGCACGGUGCCAUACCUGGACACCAUCUGCUACUGUGACCUGUUCUGCAACCGCACUGUCUCUGACUGCUGCCCGGAUUUCUGGGGUCACUGUUUAGGCGUGGCGCCACCUUUUAUUGGCAGCUGCGAAAGAAAUGGAAACAGGUUCUUUACAGGGCAAACAUACAAAGAAAACUGCAAUUUAUGUACCUGUGGGACUACAGGGCGAUGGGAGUGUGAGCAGAACGCCUGUCUGAUGGAUCCGGACAUGAUUCACGCAGUCAACAGAGGAAACUAUGGGUGGAAGGCGGCUAACUACAGUCAGUUGUCCGGCAUGACUCUGGACGAGGGGAUCCGGUACCGCCUGGGGACGCUGAGACCCUCCAAGACAAUCAUGAACAUGAAUGAGAUGCAGAUGAACAUGGAUCCACAGAGUGACCAGCUGCCGUCCUACUUCAACUCGGCAGAGAAGUGGCCAGGGAAGAUCCACGAGCCGCUGGACCAGGGCAACUGUGCUGCUUCGUGGGCUUUCUCCACUGCAGCCGUGGCCUCGGACAGAAUCUCCAUCCAGUCAAUGGGUCACAUGACUCCUCAGCUGUCUCCCCAAAAUCUUAUUUCCUGUGACACACGCAACCAGGGAGGCUGUGCUGGGGGGCGCAUCGAUGGAGCCUGGUGGUACCUCAGGCGCAGAGGAGUGGUGACAGAAGACUGUUACCCGUACGUACCUCCUCAGCAAACACCAGUGGAGGUGGGGCGCUGUAUGAUGCAAAGCCGCUUAGUCGGGCGGGGGAAGAGACAGGCCACGCAGCGUUGUCCCAACACAGUCAACUACCACAACGAAAUCUACCAGUCCACACCGCCCUACAGGCUCUCAACCAAUCAAAUGGAGAUUAUGAAGGAGAUCAUGGAUAAUGGCCCCGUGCAAGCGAUUAUGGAGGUCCAUGAGGACUUCUUUGUCUAUAAGAGUGGGAUCUACAAGCACACUGAUGUCAGCUUCACUAAACCUCCACAGUACCGCAAACAUGGGACACACUCAGUCAGGAUCACUGGGUGGGGAGAGGAUAAAAACUUUGAUGGGACUUCGAGAAAGUAUUGGAUUGCUGCCAACUCGUGGGGGAAGAACUGGGGAGAGAACGGCUACUUCCGCAUCGCUCGCGGCGAGAAUGAGUGCGAGAUUGAAGCAUUUGUAAUUGGAGUGUGGGGCAGGAUCGCGAUGGAGGACAUGCACAAACAUCAUCACCACCAUCGCCGCCGACACAUUUAGAAACACAACAGAUGUUGUUUUUAUCCCACGUAUUGUAGGGUGUUGCCCCAGAGGAGAAUCACAGCAAGAGUCUGAAAGCAUCAUAAUUUUCCUUGUCCACUGAAAUGGCUCGGACAGCCACAAAACCAACAACAGAGCCCCCGAUUGUUCUCCUUUUUCACCUUGCUUAAAUCUGGGGAUUACUCCCCCUCUCCUCCAUUUUUACCAUUUUAAGAGCGCGCCCUCUCCAAAUUUCUCCAGGAACUUAAGGUUUAUGUCACCAAAAAACAAAGGAAAAACCAAGCGAAAGUUUCCUUGCAGUGAAAACACCUCAGGUACCAACUGUUCCAAAGAACCACACAUCCCACAAUCCUCAGUAAUAUCAGGUGAAGGCCCAAGAUGAGGCUCAGUCUGAUCCAUAGGCUUUCAAGUGUCAAUGUGAACCUUUUACUUUUCUGUAGCUUUCUGUAGGACAGAGAACAGGAAAUCUGAGAGUCAGAUUAUCAGACAUCAGACCCCCUCAGUGUGUCACACACCCAGCUCAACCUCGUAACACAAUAACAUCUCAUAGAUGCUCUUGGUGACGUCCACCUGUCAGCCAUACAUGGUCACCGCUUGGUUUAGAGUUAGUAGCUGCAGGGAAAACAGUUGCUCACACAUUCUAGUAAAAACGAGACCAAUCCAACACUGGAAACGUGAGCUGAUGCGCGAGUGUCACAUCACCAACAUUUCUGGAGAACUGACAGUGACUGACAAUUAGAAGUCGUCAAAUGCCAAGAAUUGUGACAUAAUAAUGUAACAGGUUAAACCGUGACCUUCUAAUGAAAAAAUACAAGUGUCAGUGGAUAUGUUUCUCAGACAGCAGGUGAAUUCAUUUAUUUUCUGCCAAGAUACGGUAGAUAAAAAUAAGAGAGACAUGAAUGCUGCCAUUCCUGACCCUGACCAUCUUAUUUAAGAGAUUAAAGAAGAAAAAACAGUUUCCAGCAUUUCAGAGGGUAAGAAGAAACAAGAGACAGGAAAUAGAGUUGUUUAGACCACUAAGAAAAAAAAUACAUUCUUGUAUAGUUGUCUUAAAUUGCUUUCAUUUGUUUUGUAUACACUGUUACAAUUUUGAGCUAAAGAUGUUUUUGCAGUUAUAUUUUAAAGUUUUAUUUUAAUACAAAUGUACUGUAUUUAGUGACUGUCAUAACACAUGCAUCACGUGGCUGAUUUUCUGCUCGUACACAGCUGUAAAUCUUUUUUUUGGGAGGGGGAGGUCCAUACAUAAGUCUUAAGUUUGAUGCAUUUCAUAUGAAGCCACUUCUCGCAAAACACCAACUCACACCGAUUACAUAUAAGCUGUUCUGCAUGUUUCUUUAUAUUCCGCUGGGAAUUGAACAUGUUCCAACUUCUCAGCCCUGGGCUUGUUGUUGCUACAGUGUCAUAGCUCUUUGUGAUGUCAGGGUUGAGGGAUUUUCGGAUCCUUUUCAAACGCAGCCUCACUUAAAAAGAAAAACACAUAGAGUAUUAUUACACCUCACCUUAAAUUACAUCCGUGUGUCAUUCAAGUGCAACUUGAAAAGGAUUCUAUAUUUCUUUAUUACUAUCAGGUCUUGUGAUCUCUUUUCAAGGCAUGGAUCAGUAGAUUGGACUGGAUGGACGCACAAUGUGCAGCGUGCUGGAGGGAGAUCGGACAUUGUUUCAUUACAUGUUCUCAUGUAAUGGACUGAAUGUAUGGUUUAAGUUUUCAUUUUGAAAUAAGCAGUGGUAGUAAAGAAACAUGAAGGGCACCUCCAACCUAGGAUUCACAGCAGCGUUGACAAUACCCAGAGAACAAUGUGAGAUUAUUUAUGUUUUUAUUUGCUAGCUGCAUUUAGCAUCAUUGACAUUAAUUUAUACAGGAGUGGCAUCAUCGCGAGAUGACUGAGUUCUGUAUUUAGUUCUCUUAGUGGACCGUGUUCCCUACAUGCACCUUAGGACCAAGAUGAUCCUUCAGCCAUUUUAAGUCUGUAGGCUGAGAUCAUUCUAGCAGUGAGAUGGUUUUGAGAAAGAGAAGCAUCGUGUGAAAGCAGACAAAUGAGUUUGUUCAUGCAGAGGACGAUACAGUGGACUCUGACCAAAGCUGGAAACAUUUCAUUUUGAUUGUGCAGAGAUAUGUUGCUGUUUUUUUGUGUGUUUUCACAAUGUAUUUUGCUUACAUUACGGAUUAGCUUUUCAACAUAAGGUUUAAAUAGGACUAGUAACACAGUUGUUGCUCAAUACUUUAUUUGCAAACUCCUAUCCAUAGAAAAUGAGCCAAACACUUCUCUCCAACUACACCUCUAAUCACACAUCCACUCAUAAGUUGUGUAUUUUAUGUAAAAUGUAUGUAAACCACUUAGUCGACAUGUAGACUUUAUUUAUGAUCCGAUCAGAUGUGUAAAUUACAUACCUUUUAUUCUUUGUUUUUUUUUGUUUUUUUUUUUUCUCUCCCUGUUUACCCGUGCAAUUGUUUUCCUGUCUUGUGUAUUGUGUGCACUAAAUGCAUUACCACAUUAGUGUUCACCUGUGCGGCAUAAUAAAGUCUUUCCAAAAUGGC
Molecule: messenger RNA, 4095 nt
Organism: Solea solea (common sole)
Lineage: Eukaryota; Metazoa; Chordata; Actinopteri; Pleuronectiformes; Soleidae
Gene: tinagl1
Product: tubulointerstitial nephritis antigen-like 1
Exons: 12
Coding region: 132-1559 (475 amino acids)
Biological process (GO): proteolysis
Cellular component (GO): lysosome
Molecular function (GO): cysteine-type peptidase activity; peptidase inhibitor activity
Source: RefSeq, a predicted model, not a curated record